Saccoglossus kowalevskii is the source of this 1929-nucleotide messenger RNA. Its product is annotated as zinc finger protein 420-like. NCBI's taxonomy places the organism in Eukaryota, Metazoa, Hemichordata, Enteropneusta, Harrimaniidae. The record is from RefSeq and is a predicted model, not a curated record.
AUGUCGAACAUGGAACAACACAGUCUUCAUACUAAGAAACCAUACCAAUGUAAAGAAUGCAACAAGUACUUUAGCUGGAAAGGCAAUCUGAAAACACACAUGAGAGUGCAUACUGGUGAGAAACCAUAUGAAUGUAAAGAAUGCAACAAGUGUUUUACCCAACAAGGUGCUGUGAAAAAACACAUGAGAGUGCAUACUGGUGAGAAACCAUACCAAUGUAAAGAAUGCAACAAGUGCUUUACCAUGAAAGGCGACCUGAAAAGACACAUGGGAGUGCAUACUGGUGAGAAACCAUAUGAAUGUAAAGAAUGCAACAAGUGUUUUCCCGACAAAUGCUACCUGAAAACACACAUGAGAGUACAUAUUGGUGAGAAACCAUACCAAUGUAAAGAAUGCAACAAGUGCUUUACUAUGAAAUACCACCUGAAAACACACAUGAGAGUACAUACUGGUGAGAAACCUUAUGAAUGUAAAGAAUGCAACAAGUGCUUUACCUGGAAAGGUGACCUGAAAAGACACAUGAGAGUGCAUACUGGUGAGAAACCAUACCAAUGUAAAGAAUGCAACAAGUACUUUACCUGGAAAGGCGACCUGAAAACACACAUGAGAGUGCAUACUGGUGAGAAACCAUACCAAUGUAAAGAAUGCAACAAGUAUUUUACCUGGAAAGGCGACCUGAAAACACACAUGAGAGUGCAUACUGGUGAGAAACCAUAUGAAUGUAAAGGAUGCAACAAGUGUUUUACCCGGAAAGGCUACCUGAAAUCACACAUGAGAAUGCAUACUGGUGAGCAGCCAUACCAAUGUAAAGUUUGUGACAAGUGUUUUAUCAAUACAAGCAAUCUGAAAAGACACAUGAGUGUGCAUACUGGUGAGAAACCAUAUGAAUGUAAAGAAUGCAACAAGUGUUUUACCCGGAAAGGCUACCUGAAAUCACACAUGAGAAUUCAUACUGGUGAGCAGCCAUACCAAUGUAAAGUUUGUGACAAGUGUUUUAUCAAUACAAGCAAUCUGAAAAGACACAUGAGUGUGCAUACUGGUGAGAAACCAUAUGAAUGUAAAGAAUGCAACAAGUGUUUUACCCGGAAAGGCUACCUGAAAUCACACAUGAGAAUUCAUACUGGUGAGAAACCAUAUGAAUGUAAAGAAUGCAACAAGUGUUUUACCCGGAAAGGCUACCUGAAAUCACACAUGAGAAUUCAUACUGGUGAGCAGCCAUACCAAUGUAAAGUUUGUGACAAGUGUUUUAUCAAUACAAGCAAUCUGAAAAGACACAUGAGUGUGCAUACUGGUGAGAAACCAUAUGAAUGUAAAGAAUGCAACAAGUGUUUUACCCGGAAAGGCUACCUGAAAAAACACAUGAAAGUGCAUACUGAAUUGUGUACUAUCAAUACCAACAUUGUAGCAGAAACUAUGGCAACAACGUCAGAUUACUUGCUUGACUAUCCGGAUGAAUAUCACCAAAGUUUCCAAACUAUGAUGGAUUACGGCGGGAGAUUCAGAGAGCUUCGUUACAAGGAAGAUUCGAUAAAAACGGUUGACAAGUUACAACUUGAAUCGUGCAACCAGGUAUACGUUCUCUCUAUUGGACCCGGGAAUGGUUCUGCUGAUCUUCAUUUCAUUAAUGCAUUGGUGGACAAAUAUACUACAAUACAUUACACCGUGGUGGAACCGGUAUCUGGUCCAUUAGAUGAAUUUAAGAGGUUAAUUGAAUCUCAUCAAGAUAAAUGGAAUAGAGUCAACUUUAGUUUUCAUGUUCAAGGAAUUACCGAGUACCUUAAAGAAGGUGGUGCAGCUGAUAAGUAUGACUUCAUACAUGCUUGUCAUUCUUUGUAUUUUUUUGGUGAUGUUGGAAAUACACUGCACACUUUAUAUAACAUGCUCAAUGUGAAUGGAAUACUUCUAAUAAGAGCUGUGACAGGUUUGUAA